AUGCCACCGGAUCGAGGCCGUGCCUCGCGGGCAUGUACUUCGUGCAGGAAGCAAAAGACCAGAUGUUACGAGCCCGGAAUACCUGGGCGAGCCUGUCUUCGCUGUGAUCGACUCCGUCAAAAUUGUUCGCUUGUCCAAAUUGAUGCGUCGGAUGAGGAAUCGAUAGUGCCUGCUUCUGGUACGGAUGCUCGAUUGGAACGUCUGGAAAGGUCUGUGGCUGCCCUGCUCGAUCGACUUGGAGAGGGCCCUCCAAGAACUCCAGGCCAUGAGACUAGCAGACCUUCCACCGCACAGACAAACCCGUCUGAUGCGCCGUACGAAGAGACGGAAUCUUCCGCGGCUCCGAUCAUGGUCAUUCGCGAUCUGGCAACGGAUCCCGGCCCUAAACAAUCUUCCGACAUCCGGUCAAUGAGUGCAAAUUUGGAUGAUCUUAUUGCGCCUGAUCUUGCACUUGCGCUGAUUACUAUUUUCCUCGAGUAUUACGGUCGGUGGGUUCUUUUUGACCCUGAAUGCGAGCCAACUGAGCUUCUGCGCCGCGUUAAAAAAUCACCGCUUUUGUUUUGUGCUUGCUCUUUGAUUGCUGUGCGGCAUACUUCCGAGGACCUCGCUGCGAGUCUUGCACCUAAGCUUUACGAACAUGCCCGCUCCCUGGCCUCGACCACACUUUUGCUCGCCCCACAGUCAAUUGAGUUCUUUCAAGCGGCCUUGAUUCUCUCAAUGUGGUCGACGACAGUUGGCCAAGUCCCCUUGAGUAUUGAUAGCUGGCUUUUAAGCGGAUUUGCUCUGCAACAUUCACAGUCAAGUCCGCUAUUUACGGUAGUCACAACCCAGUCCCAUCCCCCAAAUAGGUUGGACGAAGCAACUAUGGACCGUUGCUAUCUAUGGAAUCAUCUCUGUCUGGCUCACAUGCAUUACUGUGUUGGCACAAGUCGUCGAUCAAUGUUACAGCCCUGGCAGAUUGAAAGAUGCCGCGCUGUUAUUGAUUCCGACCACGCGAUUAAUUUUGAAGUUCGCAUGGUUGCUGAGAUUUAUCUCUACUGGACCGUCUACGAACACUUGAUACAGGAGUCAGUCGACUUACUGAAAUCAGUGGCAGCUUUGCAAGCAUGGAAACGAAAAUGGGAAUUCGUUCUUGAUCAACCAAGAUCUCAAUUCUUGUCCAUGGGCUUCCACUUCUCCCACCUCCUUUUAUACGAACAUGCUCUCAAAUCCAAAUCCGCCCGAGCCAGAGAAUCAAUCGUGUCAGAAAUGAUCCGCCACUCCACGGCAAUAGUUCAACUAGCCAUGGACACAGUAGACGAGCGAACCCGCCAUUUAACUGACCACAUCUACCACAUGAUAACAUUUGCAGCAAUUGUCAUUUGCCGCCUAUCAACUGGUUACCAAGAACAAGUCGCUUCAACGCAUAGUAUCGAUCAGCUGGAUUCUUUAGUCCAUGAUCUCGUUCAAUGGCUAUACUGCAUUGGACUGCCCUGUCAUGCAGCACAUACUCUAGGCAAUAUCAUUGCCAAGGUUCAUCAGAAGCUCAGACCUCGAGUAGAGGCAUCGACACCGGAUGCACCGCCUGACGAUAUAUCGGGUGACUUUAAUAAUUACUAUUUCCCCGAGUUUCUUGGGUUGGGGAUGUCUGCGGAUGGGAAUUGGGAUCUUCUUUCUAAUAUGGAGCUGUUUCAGCAGAGUUCAGAGAGUUCCAGACGGCCUGAUUGA
This is a messenger RNA of Penicillium nucicola, 1707 nucleotides long. RefSeq lists its product as uncharacterized. NCBI's taxonomy places the organism in Eukaryota, Fungi, Ascomycota, Eurotiomycetes, Eurotiales, Aspergillaceae. The coding region runs from base 1 to 1707 and encodes 568 amino acids. Gene Ontology annotation, molecular function: transcription cis-regulatory region binding; DNA-binding transcription factor activity, RNA polymerase II-specific; zinc ion binding. The transcript has 4 exons. Gene Ontology annotation, cellular component: nucleus. Gene Ontology annotation, biological process: regulation of DNA-templated transcription. The record is from RefSeq and is a predicted model, not a curated record.